GCACACGAGUGUCGGCGGGGUCCGUGGGCACUCCGGGACGCUUUCACGCAAGGGCGCGACUCCGGGCGCCCAGACAUUCGGGGCGCGAGCCGGACCGAGCCAGCCCCUGGCAGCGCCACCCGCGCCACGCCAUCUCCGAGUGGCGAUCUCCGAGCUCGGCAGCGCUGGGCGGCGGGCCAGGAGGGGAGGGUCCGGCCUUGCCCGGCGGGCGUCCAUUGGCGGCUGCUCCCGGCGUCCGCUGUGCAGCCGGCUGCAGAGCCCGCAGGUGCCCCGCGCGCGCGCGCCAGACCCGAGUGGGUAGGGGGCGCCGCACUCGCCAUGCUGCGCGCGCCGCGGACCCUGGCUCCGGCCACGGCGCAGCCCACAAAGAGCUUGCCGACGUUGAACCCCACGGAGCUGUGGCCUUCGGGUCUGAGCAGUCCCCCGCUCUGCCCGGCCACCGCCGCCACCACCUACUACACCUCGCUUUACACGCAGACGGUGCCUACCUCUGUGGCGCUGGGCACCUGCCUCGACGCCACUCCCCACGGACCCGAGGGCCAAAUCGUGCGAUGUGUACCCGCAGGCCGGCUGCCGGCCAAAAGGAAGCUGGACCUGGAGGGCAUUGGGAGGCCUACGGUCCCUGAAUUCCCGACUCCCAAGGGGAAGUGCAUCCGCGUGGAUGGUCUGCCAAGCCCCAAAACCCCCAAGUCUCCUGGGGAGAAGACACGCUAUGACACGUCGCUGGGGCUGCUGACCAAGAAGUUCAUUUACCUCCUGAGCGAGUCGGAGGAUGGAGUCCUGGACCUCAACUGGGCAGCCGAGGUGCUGGAUGUGCAGAAGCGCCGCAUCUAUGACAUCACCAACGUGCUGGAGGGCAUCCAGCUCAUCCGCAAGAAGUCCAAAAACAACAUCCAGUGGGUAGGCAGGGGACUAUUUGAAGACCCCACCCGACCCUCCAAGCAGCAGCAGCUGGGGCAGGAGCUGAAGGAGCUGAUGAAUGCGGAGCAGACCUUGGACCAGCUCAUUCAGAGUUGCUCGCUGAGCUUCAAGCACCUGACCGAAGAUAAUGCUAACAAGAAAUAUCCUUGCUGCGGGGAGGGGGAGGGGGAGGGAGCAGGGCCUCGGGUUGUAUACUCAGUUGAUUUUUUUUUUUUUUUUACUCUGGAAGGCUGGUUUCCCCCAAGGAAAAACAAGGUGUCCUCCCUACAAGGAGACUCGCAGACUGGACAGUGGAAUGGUGAUGUCCUUGUAGCAGGGCUGGGCAGUGUCAGGCUUGGGCUGAGCUUGCUCAAAUGGGAGAACCUGCAGAUUUAUCUAAAGAGUACCCAAGGCCCCAUUGAAGUCUACCUGUGUCCGGAGGAAGGGCAGGAGCCAGACAGUCCUGCCAAGGAGGACCUCCCCUCCACCUCUACCCUCAGCCCCAUCCCUGACUGCUCUCAGCCUGGCUGCAGCUCUGACCCUGGGAUUGCAGAGACCAUAGACUCGUCAGUACUGAUGCCCCAGCCUGGACCACCGCCACCACCGCCUCCACCGCCUCCAGCCCCGUCCCUCGUCCCCUUGGAAGCCACUGACAACAUGCUGGAGCUGUCGCACCCACUUCUGCAACAGACUGAGGACCAGUUCCUGUCCCCAAUCCUGGCUGCCAGCUCCCCUCUGAUCAGCUUCUCCCCGCCCUUGGACCAGGACGAGUACCUGUGGGGCAUGGAUGAGGGGGAGGGUAUCAGUGACCUCUUCGACUCCUAUGACCUUGGGGACCUGUUGAUUAAUUGAAGCAUCCUGCAUCUGUCUCUACCUCCUCACAGACAGAUUGACAGGCUCUCUGCCCAGAUGGGGGACACCGAACACCAGGUGUCACCCUCCUUCCGUGUGUGAGCGGCUCCAUUCCAGCCUUUCUUCCGGUGGAGGCCAGCUAGGGCAGUGUGGAGGAUGUGGCUAGGGAGUGUGUGGGGCUAAGCUCUGAUCCUCCUCUUCUGACCUCCCACCCCUUCAUGAAGGACUACAGGUGCAGGUGGCCACGUUCAGGGAAAGGGUUCGCUGCCCCCUUCGGAGGGGCAGCAGGGCUCUGGCUUUUUCAAGAAGCACUUAACGCCUUUGUAUUUAUUUCAAGUUGAGUUGUGUGUGUUUGUCCACCCUGAGUUUUAGCAGGGAGAUUUGUUCUAGUUUCUCCUCAGACAGGCCCACCUGCGCCCGGCGCCUAAGGGCACAUCUGGGCUUCCAGGGGUCUAGGGCAGCUCCUUGCCCCUUCCUCCUGCCCCCAUAGCGGCGCCUGGGUCUUGAGGAGACUAUCCAGUUUGCUUGAAUAUUAAUUACACUUAGGUUUUGUUAUUUUAGUAGAUGUCGGGCCCAGCCAAGGCAUCAGCGUGGGGAAUUCUCCAUAUCUCCAUCCAAGAGAAGGUUCCAGUAGCUACCCUGGGGGAGGUAGCCGAGGGGGCUGGCUUCCCAUUGAAUCUCUUAGCUUUCCUGAGCCUCAGAAUGUAAAUGUCGGCCUUCAGGAAUUAGCCCAGAAGAGCUCCUGGGAAAAGCAGGAGGCAUGUGUCAUGGCUCCUAGAUGCCCUUCCUCAGAGGUCAGAGACCUGGAAGGUGGAGGCAGAGAGAAGUUUGGGAAGAAAACAAGAAACAGCCUGGGGGCUGCCCAUGUUUCCCUGGGAGGACUAUUUUGUUUCUUGGUUGCAGUUGUUGGAGGGGGAGAUUCAGGUACACACCGACCGUCCCAAGCCCUCAUUUCACUCCCAAGGUCAGAUGUGACAGGAGCUUGGGGGCAGGUUUGCACCUUUCCCUGCUGGAGCGUGGCAGGGAUGGGGUGCUCUUCCCUGCCGACUAGGCCUCGGCAGCUCAUGAGGAGAUAGGCUGCUGCCUGCCACCUCUCCUGGUGUGGGGAUCUGGGAAGAGCUCUGGGUCUCACUUCUUUUGCCCAUAGACUGACCAUGCAGGGUUCCUGUGGUCAGAUGGGGACAGGAAUCUGCUUUUCUCCUGCCCUUCCGGGGUGGAGAAUGUGUGGGGCUUAGCCAAGGCCAUGUGUGUGGAGAGGUGUACCCAGGGUGACAGGGUCUGAGAGGCCUUCCACCCACCCUCAGGGAGCCUGGGUUCCUCGGGGCCUCAAUGGGGCAGCACUUUUUGUUGUUGUUGUUGUAAGUUUGUAGCAUUAAAUUGAUUUAAAAGAUGAAGUUGGCUAUGCUAAGUAGCUCCUAGCUAGCUGACUGGAAUUUUGAAGUUUGGAUGUUGAGCUAAUAUGAACUGGUACCCAUCUGGGUUAAUUUGUCUUUUCCUUGGCUCAGCCUCCUGGGCCCACAAAGUUAAUCCUGUCCGAGGAGUGGUCAGUGACUCACAACUCCCCUACUUGAAAUUUGUCUACUUUUACACAGAGAGUGUCCAAUCUUUUGACAUAUGUGACCUCGUCGUCUCUAAAGUUCACCCUCAAGAACUGCAUGGAUAAGCUACCAAAAAAAAAAAAAAAUCUCAUGAUGUUUUAAGAACGUUUACAACUUUGUGUCGGGCUGUGUUUGUAGGUAUUUGUGGCCCAUGCUGCAGGUUAGACACACCCGCUACAGACAUGUCCUUGGUCUCUACCAAGCACGGGGGUUUCUCAGACCACCUGGAAGCCCAGUGUGUUCUAGACACAAGGGGACCCUUGAGUGAUGAGAGUGCUCCCUGGGAUCUGGUUUGAUGCACCUGAGGCCAGAGACAGCAUUGCUGUUCCCUGGUCUGUGCCAUUUAGCUAUGUACCAACUCAAAAUGGAGAUGCCUGACCUCUGUGCCUUGGGCUCCAGGUGGAGAGCUAGGGUUAGCGGGAAGAGGCCUGUGGUCCCUGUCUGGAGUGAGGUGAAGAAUGCCGUCCAGAUUCAAGCUCAGUUACUAAAGGCCCAGCACAGGCAUGGAUGAAGGCCUUCUCAGCAGUUGCCUUUUGAUCUCUGAGCUCUCAUCAACCCUGCCUGGUCAAGGGACUGGACCUCCCGGGAGAAGCCCGAGGCUUGCUCGCAUGGGAAACAAGAAGCUCAUGCCUCUUUCUUGCCAAUGAUACUUGAGACCUCUAAGUUCCUUAGCGUGCUUUAAAAGAUUGGGGUAUAUCCCAUUUGGAACAUUGUUUUCAGUGGCUUUUAUUUUUUAUUUUUUUGGGAGACAGGGUUUCUCUCUGUAGCCCUGGCUGUCCUGGAACUCACUCUGUAGACCAGGCUGGCCUUGAACUCAGAGAUCUGCCUGCCUCUGCCUCCCAAGUGCUGGGAUUGAAGGCGUCACUGCCCGGCCUGAGUCCUUUAGGCCCUGGGGAGCUUACCUGCUGGGGUGGGAACAUGCCAGUUUCUUUCUGAGGGAAAUCCUUGCUUCAGGGAGGUUUCCCAGCCCCACCAGUGUCCCCUGGGGAUGUCCCUGGGGACCCCAGAGCAUUUAGCAGAAUUAAACUUGUAAAUAGGCUUGGAAAUGCACCAUUGAAGAUGUCAGGAUGAAUCCCUUCUCUGUGGUGCCAAGGCCAGCUUGUGUGGCUGUGAGGAGUAGGAGUUUGGGGGAGUUUAUAAACUAUUUCAGGGGGCGCAGUGUGGUUUCCCCUCCCUGUGUGUUCUCAGCCUCUCUUCUGCACAGAUUAGGGUUGUAAAGAGUUUGCUCGUGCCGACAUGGGGUGUUCUGUAGCUUCAGCAUGUCUGAAAACGCUGGGGUUGAUUAGAAGCGGUAGUUUUGGUUUCUGUCAUACACAGAGGCCCCGCCCCACCCAGGUCGUCUCUUCUCCCACAGGCUCUUCAGGGAGCAUGGUGGCUACAGGUCUGGCCAGCUUCUGGCUCCUAGGAGAUAUGAAUGAAGUCCUGUGGGUUUUGAUCGUUUUGAGGAUGCCUGGGGGUGGGGGAGUCUGGGUUGGGACUCCACGUGAGUCACCUACCUCCUGUUUUCACCCAAAGUCCUGCCUUGUACAACCACCAAGUUUCAUUCUGUCGUGAUAAUUGGGCAUUAAAUAAUGGCAGCUCUGGUCA
This is a messenger RNA of Mastomys coucha (southern multimammate mouse), 4937 nucleotides long. RefSeq names its product E2F transcription factor 2 (gene E2f2). NCBI's taxonomy places the organism in Eukaryota, Metazoa, Chordata, Mammalia, Rodentia, Muridae. The transcript has 7 exons. Gene Ontology annotation, molecular function: RNA polymerase II cis-regulatory region sequence-specific DNA binding; DNA-binding transcription factor activity, RNA polymerase II-specific. Gene Ontology annotation, cellular component: RNA polymerase II transcription regulator complex. Gene Ontology annotation, biological process: regulation of transcription by RNA polymerase II. The record is from RefSeq and is a predicted model, not a curated record. The coding region runs from base 319 to 1752 and encodes 477 amino acids.